CUAUGGUCAAGUAGAAAUAAGCCAGGGUAGAGAAGAGUAGCAUGCUCUCAGCCCUUCCCACAAACUUGGCAUCCAUCCAAAUGGCCUUGACCACCAAGGCUGGCCUCCUUAGGCAAGUUGCUAGACUUGAAGGCACUAGUGUUGCCCUUCUCAGCAGGGCUCAGUCUGAGGGACUUGAUCGAAAGAGUGGGAGCAGGCAUGAAGAGAGUGGCUGAGGGGUGGCCUUAGGCCCCUCUCCCAGGUUCGAUGCAGCAGGUGUCCCCGGCAGAAGGACCUACAUGAACAAGCCCUAGAAGGCACGGUGAUGUGACCCUCAGCAGCAGCAGCAGUAUGACCAGUAUGCGGUGAGGAGCUGGUGUGAACUGGAACUGUGCCACGUGCUGGUGGCAUGAGGGUGAAUAAAGCAGACAGGCUGGUUUUCGGAAUAUACCUGGGACCAGAAAGUGUGUGUGGUUUAUUGCAGAGACACACAGAAGGCAGUUACAUCUGCAGAGCUGAGAACAACUGGAUCUUGUUCACACUCACCCAGAGGAAGACUCCUAGGAUUGUUGUGAGAACUAAAAGUAAGUGAAUUCAUACGAAGCAAUUGGAAAAGUGCCUGGUGCAUAGUGGGGUGUCAUCAACGACAAUAGUUAAUCAGUAUUAGGGUGAGGUCACACCUCCUUCCAGCCUGACGGAAACAAGGAGCUGGCGGGAGAUCUCUGAGACCCUGCUGCUGCCAUCAUGAGCUCAGAAAACCUCGGAGACCGCUUAGAUAUUGAGAUCUUCUUUGAGGAAGUCGCUGAGUGUCUCUGGGACAUACUGAGCAGGGAGGAACUGCUUCUCCUGCUGACUGAAUUCCUGAGGAAAAUUGAGGCAAAGGCUGGUUUGUCCAGGGAAGACAUGAAUGCAUUACAUGAAUAUCUGAAUGAAUUGAAAGGAGACUUGGCUGGGAAGGACCAGGAAACGCUCCCGAAAGAGCAGCUGGACAGGAGGAGGUUUCUGAGGAAGUUUCCUCGGGUGACGCAGCAGCUGGUGGAGCUCAUAAGCAAGCUCUGGGAGCUUGCAGACAAUGUAGACAAAGUCCACAGGGACUGUACCAUCUCCAAUGUGGUGACCCACAGCACCGGCGCUUUAUCUGGCGCCCUGACCAUCCUUGGCCUGGCUCUGGCACCUGUGACAGCCGGGGCCAGUAUGGCGCUCUCAGCCACUGGGAUAGGGCUGGGAACAGCAACUGCUGUGACCGCUGUGUCCACCAGCAUCGUGGAACAUGUAAAUAGGUCAUCAGCAGAAAAGAAAGCUCGUCAAUUGAUGUCAAUUGCUGUCAAGAAAUGGGAGGUGCUCCUAGAGGUACUCAAGAGCAACCCCCACAUUGUUGUCACAACAGAGAAAUUGGCAAAAGCCGAGAAACACCUGGAAAGAAAUAUCCAUGCCAUGGAGACAGGCGAAGCCAACCCUGACUCUGCAGCUAAUGCAAACAUCCUCGUGAGCCCUGGGAGAAUCUCAGCCCCAGCCAUCCAGCAGGUACAGGCAGCUUUCAAAGGCACGGCUUCAACAGUUACCAAAGGAGCCCAAAUCGUGGGUGCGGCCACUGCAGGUGUCUUCCUCCUGAUGGAUGUGGGCUUCCUGGUGAAGGAGUCAAUGCACCUGCAUGAUGGUGCAAAGACAGCAUCAGCUGAAAACCUGCGGCAGCGGGCCAGGGAGCUGGAGAGGAAGUUGGAGGAGCUCACCCAGAUCUAUAAGCGUCUGCAAGAGGACCCAACUCCACCACCCCCAGAGCACUGAGGGUCCAGGGACACAUUCAGGGUCAAGGUGCGGAGGCACCUUGUUAGGGGAAAAAGGAGAGUGAGACAAAAUUGUUGGAGCUGAGGGUUAGGAAACUGGAAUUUCUGCAGCUGAGCUCAGGAGGGGAGGGGUGAAUGUAGGUGAUAGAUGGGGAGAGAGGAGGAGCCCGGAUUAAGGGAGGAAGGGCGACUAGAGAAUGGGUGGGGGCCGAGGGAGAAUCCUCUUAUUUUUUUCAUAUUAUGAACCUUUUACUUUGUAUUGAGGAACAGGCGAUUAACAGUGGUGAGAUAGUUUCAGGUGGACAGUGAAGGGACUCAGCCAUGCACACACAUGUAUCCGUUCUCCCCCAACUCCCUUCCCAUCAGAAACCACUUACUUUGAACUAAAGAAUUCACUGGGGGCAGAAUAAAAGGAGAGGCAUGGGAACUAGCAACAAGAGACCAGAAAUACAAAAGGGUUGAAAGUGGGAGAUAGAGAGGCAGGAUUGUUGGGAUCCAGGAGAAGCAGCAGGGGCUGCUCUAUUGCCCUUCCCAGGGUUUGACGCCCCAGCAAGAAGAGUCUCCUCCUGGCGGUGGCCUCGAGCGCUACUGCUCCAAUCACUCACCUUUGAUUCCAGCAUUUUAUCUUAAUUAGGCUGUGACUUCUUUUGUCUGCUUGUUUCUUUAAUUGAAGUAGAGUUGAUUUACAAUAUUCUGUUAGUUCAGGUGUACAUUGAAGUGAUUCAGUUAUACAUAAUCUCUGUAUAUAUCUACAUUCUUUUUAAUUUUUUCAUUACAGAUUAUUAUAAGAUACUGAAUAUUAUUCCCUGUGCUAUACAUAAAGUCCUUGUUUUUUAAAUCUAUUUUAUGUAUGGUAGUGUACAUCUGCUAAUCCCAUACUCCUAGUUUACCCCUCUCUCUCUUUAGUAACAACAAGUUAUGUUUUCUAUGACUAUGAGUCUGUUUUGGUUUGUUCAUAAGUUCAUUUGUACUCUUUCUUUUGGCCAUGCCAAGCAGUUUGUGGGAUCUGAGAUCCCCAAUGUUGGAUAAACGUGGCCAUAGCAGCAAAACCACCAAAUUCUAACCACUAGACCGCCAGGGAACCACCUAGACUAUUUCUUAGAUUCUCCAUAUGAGUGAUAUUAUAUGUCUGUCUUUUCUGCCUGACUUACUUCACUUAGUAUGAUCACCUCUAGAUCCAUACAUGUUACUACAAAAGGCAUUAUUUCAUGCUUUUUAGGGCUGAGUAAUAUUCCAUUGUUUGUAUGUACCACAUUGUCUUUAUCCCUUCAUCUGGUGACAGACAUUUAGGUUACUUCCAAGUUUUGGCUAUUGUAAAUAGUACUUUUAUGAACAUGGGGUGCAUGUAUCUUUUCAAAUGGGAACUUUUUCUUUUCCAAACAUAUGCUCUGAAGUGGGAUUGCUUGAUCACAUGAUACCUCUAAUUUUAGUUUUUAAGGAACUUCUUUACCGUUUUCCAUAACAGCCACACCAAUUUACAUUCCCAGCAACUGUGUAGGAGGCUUGCCUUUUCUCCACAUCAUCUCCAAUAUUGAUUGUCUGUAGACUUUUACUUGAUGGCCCAUCUGAUUGGUAAGGGGGUGAUCCCUUAUGGUAGUUUUGAUUAGCAUACACACAGGAUGAGAUGGUUGGAUGGCAUCACUGACUCAGUGGAGAUGACUUUGAGUAGACUCCAGGAGUUGAUGAUGGACAGGGAGGCCUGGUGUGCUGUGGUCCAUGGGGUUGCGAAGUGUCGGACAUGACCCAGUGACUGAACUGAACUGAAUAAUUAGCAGUGUUCAGCCUCUUUACAUAUGCUGGCUAGCCAUCUAUAUAUCUUCUUUGAAGAAUGGUCUACAUCUCACUUCAGGCAGUGAUUUCUUGAUGACAAUGGUGGUGAUGGUGGUGGUGGCAGCGACAGUGAUGACAACACAGUGGAUGAAACAUCUGACAAGUAUCCAUCCAGGUGCCCUUUGAGUUCAGAGUGCACUGAGACCAGUGAAGUUCCCAUGAAAUUCCCAGUGUUGUGUAGGAACAGAGAUUGAUUUGGGAAAAAUAGUAAGAGGAAAGCAGAAUGCACCAACAGAUCAAGGAACUAAGUGGUGUGUCAAGGAGAUCAACCAGCCUGGGGCCAACAGACAAGGCCUCUCUGACCCUCAAUUUCCUCCUCAGUUGGGGAUGAAGUUAAACAAGGUAUUCUAGGACCAUCUGCCUCUCUCCACAUUGUGUUCUACAGACUUUAGUUCAAUAAAUAUGAGCUGAUUCA
Molecule: messenger RNA, 4008 nt
Organism: Dama dama (fallow deer)
Lineage: Eukaryota; Metazoa; Chordata; Mammalia; Artiodactyla; Cervidae
Product: apolipoprotein L3-like
Exons: 7
Coding region: 724-1764 (346 amino acids)
Biological process (GO): lipoprotein metabolic process; lipid transport
Cellular component (GO): membrane; extracellular region
Molecular function (GO): lipid binding
Source: RefSeq, a predicted model, not a curated record